Molecule: messenger RNA, 1837 nt
Organism: Ruditapes philippinarum (Manila clam)
Lineage: Eukaryota; Metazoa; Mollusca; Bivalvia; Venerida; Veneridae
Product: phosphatidylinositol N-acetylglucosaminyltransferase subunit C-like
Exons: 7
Coding region: 47-895 (282 amino acids)
Biological process (GO): GPI anchor biosynthetic process
Cellular component (GO): glycosylphosphatidylinositol-N-acetylglucosaminyltransferase (GPI-GnT) complex; membrane
Source: RefSeq, a predicted model, not a curated record
UAUUAUAUUUCCAUGCUCAGUCUAUGUGUGGUCACAUGACUUAAAGAUGGUGGAUGGCAUAAUGAAGAAAUGGAAAAAAAUAUUGUACGAGGACCAAGGGUUCCCAGACCAUUAUGUUGAUGAUACUUUCCUAGAUGAACUGAAGAAGAAUUUACAUACACGGAAUUAUGAAUAUUGGAAAGUUGUUAAAGAAUCUGGUGUGGUAACCCAACAGCUCUGUAGUGUAUGCAUUUUUGUGAUGGUGUUUAUUUUUAUGGAUGUGAAAGUGUUGGCAGCAGAGACACUGGUGUAUAUAUCUGGUGGAUUAACUUUCAUUGGUUACCUGGCUAAUUGCUUGUUACAACGAGAUGUAAGGUCAAUCAGAACUUUUUUGGCUGACCUGAAAACUGUGAUGAUUUUUGCCGGGUUUAGUUAUUGUUUAUCUCCUGUGCUGGUGUCACUGACAGAAACCAUAGCAACAGAUACAAUAUACGCCAUGACAACAGUAAUGUUGCUAGGCAACCUUUGUUUCCAUGACUACGGUGCAGAUGCUGAAAUGGUAUCUGGUGUGUUGUCCCUGAAUGCAGGUCUGUUCGCAUCAGUUUGUUUAGCGUCCCGUCUCCAUACAAGUCACCAUUCCUUUGCUACCGUCACGUUUGCUGUGGAACUGUUUGCCCUCUGGCCAGCUUUGAGGAGAAAUUUAAGGCAAGCUAUCCCAGCAUCCCAUGUUGCCAUGACAGCAAUUCUCUCCCUACUGACCCUGGUGACCUUGACCUAUAUCUCAAUGCCAGCAGCUUUCUUGUUGUUGAUAACAUUAGUUUUUAUCACAUUUGUUUGUCCAUGGUGGCUUAUUACCCUUCAACCAUAUAAAAACAACAUUCAUGGACCAUGGGAUGAGGCAGUUAUAAAAGAGUGAAAGUAUGAUUGGAUAAAAACUGUAACUAAUUUCUUUAGACGAUAAUUAUGUCAACCAAGAAUAGAAGUGCAUUGCUGAGCCAGUGAACAAAAUGUUGGCCUGUGUGGAAGAUGUUGGGCUGCGUGGGAAAUGUUGGGCUGCAUGGGAGAUGUUGGGCUGUGUUGGAAGAUGUUGGGCUGUGUUGGAGUUGUUGGGAGAGGGACUGGGUGUAUUCAUUAUGUUGAGGAAAGAUCAUCCAUGGAAUCUAGUAGAAAAAGGAUUGAUUAAAGAAACCAUGUUGCAAACUUGGUUUAAAAGACAAGUACAACUUUCCAGAAUAGUGUAACUCAGAAUAAGUUGUCCAUGGAGAUUGCAAGAAACAUUAUUUAAAAUGAUUAAGAGACAAUAGAAAUUGUAAUUAUAAAAAGUGCAGCAGUCUUGUUGGUCAUGUGGAUUAUUGAUUAUUUUUUGUAGUAAUAUAAAAUGUAACACAAGUAUGGCAAAAAUGUUAAGUCUUUUUGAUUUUGACUUGUUCACUGGCCAUUUACACUUGAAUUGGCAUAAUGUCACAAAAUUUUCUAAAUACUACUUGAUUCAGAAAUAUAUCAGUGAAUAUAAAACUAAAUUGUUUAGAAAAGUAGAGAAACAGUAGUCAGUAGAUAGCUUGACAACUUGAAUAACAAAUUUAAUUUUUGUUUAUAUCUGGUCACAUGUUAUGUUAAUGAUAGUUUAGCCAAAUUGUAUGUAGUAAUAAAGUUAUGAAGAAGUCUUUAUUUUAAUGGGAAAAAAAUACAUCUGAACCUUCAAACAAAUUUGCAUUCCUCAUUUACUGCCCAUCUUAUGUUUUUGUUUUGCUACGACCCAUUUCUCAAAAACAAUCAACAGUAUUUCUUUUUAAAUAUAAGUACUUUUUCAAUAUCAAAAUCUGAAUGAAUUUUAGAAAGGGCAGAUAACCAUGUGAAA